UUCGAAAAAUGUGCAUGGCUGACUGAAGUUCCACCAAAAAUCCAUUUGAUUUCUCUCUCGUAGUCUUCAAAAACAAUUCAGUGAGCCCUUAAUGAUGUAGAAUAUCUGCAGAAAACUACAUAGGGUUCUUUUUUUGUUUAACUGGAACAGCCUCGUAUUUAUAAAUACCUGAAGUUUGAAGUCAAGUUCAAGUUCUUCAGUACGUUUAGAUGCGGCGAUGUUUUCAAUCGACGAAGAGGAGUUGGAUAUUGAUCUCGACGAUGAGGAUUUCCUUUUGGCAGCCUGUGGAGUUGUUCCAUCUUGUGAAUUCAAGCCUGAUGACACAGAUGGUGUGACUUCUAAAUCAACAAAGGACAGCAACUUUCAAACAACAAAUACAGGAUUCAAUAGAAAACCAUUUAGUUCCCUUGAAAAUUCCACUUCUUUAUCUACAGAAAAAAGAACACAAUUUCAAUCUCCAAGCGACUUUUUAAACCCAUCAAAGCCUGCUGGAUCAGCGAACAUAAAUAUUUCUCACAAAUGUAUUAAUAAUAACAGUAAUUUCAACAAAAUGUGUAACUUAAAGGCAAAUCAGGCCACAAGAACAGGUCCUCAGGAACAGCCUCCUUCUAAAAGAUUUGCAUCUAAUUCUAAUAAUCUAUCUUUCACUCAAAAUAAUGCUAUAAAUAAUUCUCAAAACCAAAGGACUCCAAAUAACUGCAACAAUCUUUGGAAAAUGAACUCUGGAGAGCAAAGAGAUGCCAGGUCUUCACCAAACCAGCUAUCAAAGUAUAUGAACAGUCCACAAGGAAGCAACUUGCAAGCCUUGAAUGGAAAUAAUAUGCAAAGUUAUUCCCCAAAUGUGUCUUCUGGUGGAAAGACAAGUCUCAAUGGAGUAAGUCAGACUUCAAGUUUAAACUUCAACACACCUGAUACUAGUUAUAGCAGAGAGAGUAAGAACAUGACUCAGAGAGACAGACAACAAAUGAACAAAACUGGUAAUGCUACUGGUUUUUGUAUUAAUAUUACACCAUCUGGUAAGAAAACCUCAAGAAAGUUCCCUGGACCUGCAGGAAUACUUCCAAAACUUACCAAUGAGCAAAGUUUAGAAGAGGUAUCUAUAAAGUUGUCACCUUUACCAUCAACAUCUCGACAGUCGCCUGUCAAUCAACAUCCUGUGAGUUUACAGUCAACAUCAGAAGAUGAAGAGUUUACCAGAGAUCCUUGGGUUGGCAUGUUCAAUGAAUAUCAGGAAAAUGUACCAGCAACAAUGAGAUAUUCCAUCAUCCAAGUAAUGUCAGAGGCAGCAUGUCAGCGCUUAAGAUAUGGCAAGGUUCCAUCAUUGUGCGUGCUGGUCAAGACAUUCUCAUCUUCAGAAACUGAUUCUAGUAUCUUUCUAAAGGAUCCAACAGGCGAAAUCCAUGGGACUUUACAUAAGAAGGUAUUAGAAGAAUAUCAAACUGAACUGGGACCUGGUGCUGGUCUUAUUUUGAAACAGGUGUCAGUAUUCAGCCCAUCACCAAGGAAACACUAUCUGAACAUAACGCCAGGGAAUAUAAUAGAAAUCUACCCUCCAGACCCAAGCCAUAUCAAUAGUAGUCAACUUUUGGCCUCACAAGGCACUCAAUCUGUAAGAAAUAAUAAGCAAAGAACUGUCAUAGAAGAGCCAGAGAUAAUUCUUGAACCUUUGACCAACACCUCAGAUAAACAGCAAAGAAAAGAAAUCUCACCAGAAAAGCCAGAAAAUUUUGAUGAACUGCUAGAAGGUUUGGAUAAUGAUGACAUCCUGGACGAAGAUCUGCUUGCCAUGUACUAGAUGCUUGCAAAUAUAUCUUCACCACAAACUAGAAUUAUUUCUUUCAUGUCUGCUUUACUGACCCAGUUUUUCAAAGUCUGAUUAGUACUAAUCCAGGCUUGAUUACCAAGGCAAACAUCAUCACCUAUUAAAUUUUAUGUAAUAAACUGCCUUUGAAAAGUUACAGUGUAACUACUAUAACCAGGGCCACCUAAAAAGCAAGAACCAUUCAAGUUGUAGAUUAAAAACACUAUAUUCAAACUUUGGGUAGUUGAGCCACUCAGAAAGUAGCAGAAAACAAAAGCCUCUUAACAUAUCUUCUUAUUCCUAGGAGAAAAUGACAAUGGCUUUCUAGUUGUUUACAUGCUGCCUACUCUUAAACCUGCUUUAUCAAAAGUAUGUAUGUAUAUAUGUAUGUAACAUCAGGGUCAAAUUAGCAUUCUUGUGCAGUCUAGGUUUCUGAUUUGCCUGACUAUCCAAAGUUGGAAUACAUUGUUUUCAUUCUACAUUUUGAUUGGUUCUCUAUGUCUAACUGGUGUAAGUGGCCCCAGUUACAGUAGUUAUGUAACCAUAAUGUAUGAAUAGAUUAAAAAAUAAUUAAGGGUGCUGGUUCAUAAUGGUGAACAUAGGUAGUAAAGAAUGUAUUUGUCCCAUUACAUUAUUAUAUUAUUAUUAUUGCUAAUAGUCAUAAAUACUAUUGGAAACUAAUUAUCAUUAAUUCAUUUAUC
This is a messenger RNA of Actinia tenebrosa (Australian red waratah sea anemone), 2502 nucleotides long. RefSeq lists its product as uncharacterized. NCBI's taxonomy places the organism in Eukaryota, Metazoa, Cnidaria, Anthozoa, Actiniaria, Actiniidae. The record is from RefSeq and is a predicted model, not a curated record. Gene Ontology annotation, biological process: recombinational repair.